CCUUUCAUAUGACAUUUUGUGGACUCGCCCAUUCGGUCGAUCGAAUGUCGCUGUCAGGAUAAUGUGAAAUGGUGUGAAAUAUUCUUUUCUGAUCCAUUUUUCUGUAUUGAAUCUGUCACAGAUAUUUCUAGGGAUAGUCUCAAAAUGAUGCAAUUUAUGCUCCUGUUCAGUAGGCAAGGUAAGCUCCGCCUACAAAAAUGGUAUCAAGCACAUCCAGAAAAGACCAAGAAAAAGAUCACUAGGGAACUCAUCAAUACCGUGUUGUCACGGAAACCCAAGAUGUGUAACUUCCUAGAGUGGCGGGAUCUCAAAGUUGUUUACAAAAGAUAUGCAAGCUUGUACUUCUGCUGUGCCAUCGAGGAUAAAGAUAACGAGCUCUUGACAUUAGAAAUCAUCCAUAGAUACGUGGAAUUGUUGGAUAAGUAUUUUGGAAGUGUUUGUGAACUAGACAUCAUUUUCAACUUUGAGAAAGCGUACUUCAUGCUGGAUGAGCUGAUGUUGGGCGGAGAAAUCCAGGAGACAAGCAAGAAGAACGUCUUGAAAGCCAUCCAGGCUCAGGAUAUGCUUCAAGAGGAGAUGCAGGAAAUCCAGGCUACCGUCGCUGCAUUAGAACAGCUGGGGUUCCUGUAGUCGCAUGCAUGAAUGCUUGCCUCUACCAUUUCCUAGUUGGGGAAACUCCCGGAGUCUGCUGUUACUUUUGCUUUGGAGGUGCCACUUGCAUAGUGAUGAUGUGAUAGAACACACCAUGACAGAUAGUUAUCCAUGUUCAUGUACAUGUGUUUAGAAUAACCACAUACACUUAUGUGAAUUAUAAAAAUACCUGCAUAAAUCCCCAUCAUCUGAUUGAUGGAUCUUUGAUCGCAUGUCAUUGAGUUAUAUAUUCCAUUCAAUGGUAGCCGUUGAAUAGAUCUUCAUUUCACUUGACUGGUACCCACCCCAGUUUCAUUUAUCUCAUUCCCAGUGAGAAAGAGGAAAAUAAUGUAGGGACGGAAUUCAGUCUGAUAUUGCUCGUACGUAGCGAUCGGACAUGAAUUGGACAAAUAACAGACAUUUAUACGCGAGCGGGACCCGUUUGCUCUCCGAGCAGAAGAGGAUUUUGGCAGGUAUUAUACAAAACAAAUGAUGAAUGUUUCGCCGAGUGGAAUGGAACAUUGCAUCUAUCAACAAAUGAAAUUAUUCUUACCAUUGCACGAAUAUGAAACAUUCAUAAUUUGUAUACCAUUCACUCUUCUGAACUGGAAGGGUUGUCAAGUAGACCCAACUGUUCUUUAACUGUCUGUGUGCCUAAAAGAAAUUUUCAAAUAACACCACAAGCAUUCCACAUUUGUACUAUAUAUUUUCUAUCUAGUUAUUUAUUGUGACAGACCGUAAAAAUUGUAUCAAAGAUUGGCACAUAUAUAUUGUAUACUUAAAUUUUAUCAAAACUUUGAUGCUUUUAGCUUUAGGUGUUUAUUGAAGAUUGUUGCUUUAUGUCUAUUAGCAAUUUAGUAUUGUAUUUCACUUUGGCUUUUGCAACAGUUUUGAAUGGUACCGUGAUUCAAUUCAAUGCAUUCAAGCAUAAAUUUAUUGCAGUAAAUACACAUAAAUAGGUUACUUGUAUUUAAUGUGACCUUCGAUGCAGUUCAUGUAGUCAAAGUGUGCAUUCCAGUUCACCAUAAGACAUCGAGUAAUAUUCCAAAAGUGUGUGCUCCAAUGUAAGCAAAUGCGUCAGAGGUCAUUCGAGAAUAGAGAAACACGCGCGCGACGGUUUCGCUUUCGGGACGGAUGGUUCUCGGAUGACCUUGCCCUUUAAAAUACUGAAAUGGCUCCUGUGUUGGAUUUAAUCCUCAGUUUGUGGAAUCAAAUUAUUUGCAAAAACAGCUAAUGUUCGUUAGAAUCAUACAUGUGUAUCUUCAAACAGAUAUGCAUAUGAAUACACAAGGUUUCAUACUUCGCGUACGCAAAACCAACUUUCCAUAAGUUACUUGAAAACAUUUACGUAUAGCAAGGCAUGGUGGUACAUUCUACAAAAUUUAGGUCGUAAAUUUAAAGUAUACGUGCUUUCGAUAUCAAUUGUUGUUUUAUACCUACGUUAAGCUCAAUAUUUUAAAACAAAUAAAAGUGCUUGUCGGUUGCUGUUUGUUCAUGGACAAUUAAUUCGUUGUUCAUAACAUCACAUGAGGACACGUUGUAUAAGCGCGACCUUAUGUAUGUCAGUGUGACACACCUUUGACCUUACUGGGUUCCUUUAGGGGUGCUCCGGUGACUGUAAUUUUAUUUCUGUUUCUGCUGUUUUUGUU
Acanthaster planci (crown-of-thorns starfish) is the source of this 2279-nucleotide messenger RNA. Its product is annotated as AP-1 complex subunit sigma-2. The record is from RefSeq and is a predicted model, not a curated record. Lineage: Eukaryota; Metazoa; Echinodermata; Asteroidea; Valvatida; Acanthasteridae. Gene Ontology annotation, molecular function: clathrin-cargo adaptor activity. Gene Ontology annotation, cellular component: AP-1 adaptor complex; membrane coat. Gene Ontology annotation, biological process: vesicle-mediated transport; intracellular protein transport.